Molecule: messenger RNA, 702 nt
Organism: Priceomyces carsonii
Lineage: Eukaryota; Fungi; Ascomycota; Pichiomycetes; Serinales; Debaryomycetaceae
Gene: ATP4
Product: F1F0 ATP synthase subunit 4
Exons: 2
Coding region: 1-702 (233 amino acids)
Biological process (GO): proton motive force-driven ATP synthesis
Molecular function (GO): proton-transporting ATP synthase activity, rotational mechanism
Source: RefSeq, a predicted model, not a curated record
AUGUCUAUGGUUAACAGAAUUGCUUUAAAAGCUACUCGUCCAAUUGCAAGCGUGGCACUCCGUCCAGCUCCAAUUGGUUUACGUUAUCUUUCAACUCCUGUUGAGCCAAAGCAAAAGGCUAAUUCAAUCAUCGAUGCUUUGCCAGGUAACAACUAUUUAUCUAAGACGGGUGUGUUGGCAACUACCGCUGCUGCCGCUAUCUACGGAAUCUCCAACGAAUUGAUCGUUUUGCAUGAUGAGACUAUUUUAGUGGGUACUUUCGCUACUUUCGUUGCCUUGGUUGCCAAGUUUGUUGCUCCUUUGUACACAGACUUUGCUGAUGGUGAAAUCAAGAAAGUCAACUCAUUAUUGAACGAAUCCCGUAACAAGCACAUUUCUGCAGUCAAGGAAAGAAUCGAAUCCGUCUCUAAAUUAAAGGAUGUUGUUGAGACCACCAAACAAUUAUUUGCUAUCUCUAAGGAAACUGCUCAGUUGGAAUCGGAGGCUUUCGUAUUAAAACAAAAGAUUGCUGUCGCAACUGAAGCUAAAUCAGUUUUAGACUCAUGGGUUAGAUUUGAACAACAACAGAGACAAUUAGAACAAGAACAGUUAGUGAAAUCAGUCUUGGAUAAGGUAAACAAAGAAAUCGAGAACCCUAAAUUCCAAGAAAGAGUUUUAGCCGAGUCGGUUUCUGAAAUUGAGAAAUUAUUCGCUAAAAACUAA